AAGUAGCUACAAUUGUUAACGACCAACGACCAAGUCAUCGUUUCCACACAUUCCACCCUUUUUUUCAUCGCCGUGUAAAUGGAAACGCAUAUGCAUGUUCUCUUUAUAUUCUUGCUUCCAUUUUUCCUUUCAACAAGUGUCACCACCACAGCACCUACGUAGAAGCUUAGUACGAAGCUUGCACUUUCGGGAACAUAUAUAAGUAUUAUUAUCACACUUUUCUUUAUAUUUUCAAUUUUCACCGCAUGAGAAACAGCUAGAAACAAUGGAAGAGGUAAUUAACUCCAUUCGACGCGCUUCUGAAUUGGUUCAAAAGCUUGAACAAGACCUACCCAACUUGGCGAACCAACCAGGGACGCUGUCCCUGUCCAUUGAUCAGAUAACUGAGGCUUUCACAGCUGCCAAGGAAAAGCUGUUGCUGAUUUCCCGACACACCCAAACCUCGGAAUCUCCUCCAAUGUUGCUUCAUGAAACGACACCCCAGCAGCCUCAGAUGGAUGCUACUCUAAUGCAGGAGUGGUUAAGGUCUAGUCAUGCACUAACCAUUGAUCAGUUGUUUCAAAUGCAACGUGCUGCUGCAAUGGGAGGGAGAGAGGUCGAAGAUUCAGAGAGAACCAUUGGAUCUGAAGGAGAUCAAGCCCAAGGAAUCCACGCAUCUUCUUCACGACCACGAAGAAGAAGCAGGGAAGCAAAUCAAGAGAAGAAGAAAAUUCUGGUUCCUGCCCCACAGUUUGGGAACACAGAGAUGCCACCGGAGGAUGGUUUCACUUGGAGGAAAUAUGGGCAGAAAGAAAUACUUGGAUCCAAAUACCCGAGGAGUUACUACAGAUGCACACAUCAGAAGUUAUAUGAAUGCCAAGCCAAGAAGAUGGUGCAAAGACUUGAUCAUAAUGCUGACAUAUUUGAGGUAACAUACAGAGGGAAACACACAUGCCACAUGUCCUCCACAGCACCAUCGUCGGUUCCUCCAGAACAUAUUUUGGUGGACAUGACACAAAAUAGUAACGCCAUUUCCUCUCAGUUGUCUCCGUCAGUGAAUCUCAGCCUCCAUCCCGCUAGUGCCGGCGCCGCCACCACUAGUGGCAGGGGCGGUGCCUCCGCCUCAAGAUACGGUGGUGAUUAUCCCGUGGUGGAUAUGGCUGAUGCUAUGUUCAACUCUGGUAGCAGCAGCGGCAACAACAGCAUGGAAUUUCUCUUCUCUCCCACCGAAGAUAAAACUGAUGCAAAUUGAAAACAGGAAGAGGUGAACAUUACUUUGGCUUCUGAAAAAAGCCUAAUAUUACAUUAUAGGAAGGAAGCAGAUUUAUAUAAUCUUACUUAUUAUUUUAUAAUUUGGCUAAUCCAAUUAUAUAAUCAGUGAAUAAUGAAUCAAUUCUAUAACUUCAGUGGUGAG
Messenger RNA from Vigna unguiculata (cowpea), 1393 nucleotides. RefSeq names its product WRKY DNA-binding protein 55 (gene WRKY55). Gene Ontology annotation, biological process: regulation of DNA-templated transcription. Lineage: Eukaryota; Viridiplantae; Streptophyta; Magnoliopsida; Fabales; Fabaceae. Gene Ontology annotation, cellular component: nucleus. Gene Ontology annotation, molecular function: DNA-binding transcription factor activity; transcription cis-regulatory region binding. The record is from RefSeq and is a predicted model, not a curated record.